Molecule: messenger RNA, 2011 nt
Organism: Prunus persica (peach)
Lineage: Eukaryota; Viridiplantae; Streptophyta; Magnoliopsida; Rosales; Rosaceae
Product: putative mediator of RNA polymerase II transcription subunit 12
Exons: 2
Coding region: 202-1392 (396 amino acids)
Biological process (GO): positive regulation of DNA-templated transcription
Cellular component (GO): SWI/SNF complex
Source: RefSeq, a predicted model, not a curated record
CGUUCCACUGAGGUCGAUUACAUGAUUAACAUUUUCUUAACCUAUAUGAUCUGUCUUUGCGGAUGUGGGAUCAUAUUCUCUCCUUCUGUGCUCUGCCUGUUAAGGGACAUCAUCAGCCAAAAAGCACCAGAAGCACCAGAAGUCUUCACAGGCAGAGAUAAUUAAAAGAGGAGAUUAGUUUUGUUUUAGGGAGAGAGAAAGAUGGAAGAGGCAAAGGCAUUGGCUCAACACCAACAGCAACUAAUGCUACAGCAGCAGCAGCAGCAACACCAGCAGCAGCAACACCAGCAGCAGCAGCAGCAGCAACACCAUCAACACCAUCAACAUCAACAGCAACAGCAACAGCAACAUCAACAGCAACAGUUAUUGCUCUUACAACAACUACAAAGGCAACAGCAACAAGCCCAACAGGCCGCGGCCAUUUCCCGUUUCCCUUCCAACAUCGACGCCCAUUUGCGCCCACUCCGAGGCCUCAAUCUCCAACCUAACCUUAUCCCCAACCCCAACCCCAACCCCAACCCUAACCCUAACCCUAAUCCUAAUCCUAAUUCUGCUCCUAAUCUCCAACAAAAUCCUGUUGCGAACCCGCAGCAACAGCCCCAACAGCAGCAGCAGCAGCAGCAACAACAGCAGCAACAGAGGGCCAUCCGACCCGGGAACCAGGCGGAGCUACAGAUGGCGUACCAGGACGCCUGGCGGGUCUGUCAUCCCGACUUCAAGCGUGCCUUCUCUUCCCUCGAAGACGCCUGCGAGAGGUUACUGCCUUAUCAUGUAGUGGCAGAUUAUGAGGCAGAGGAGGAUGACAGAAUCCUUGACUCUGACACAACAGGCCUGAUACCAUCUCGCUCUCAGCAGUGGGAUCACAACAUAUCUGCUAAAGUUGCAGAGUUUACAGCAACAUUUGAGAAACAGGCACUAGCCUUUAACAUAAUUUCUCGUAAACGAGCUUUGGGGGAAUUUCGUUCCGAAGAGAGACUUAUGGUUGAGCAGGCACUUUGCCAAGAAGAAAAACGAACGUGUCUGGAAUUGAAAGCAGAGCUUGAUUCAAGAGAGAAAGCUGGCCGGGAAGCUAAAUUACGAAUGGCAGCAAUCGUUCAGGCAGAGCAAGCUCGGGUUGAGUCACAAGCGCAUGCUGAAAUGUUGGCUCGGGCCCCAAUAAGGGCAAGUGCACUUGGGUCUCAAGGCAAUGAUGUUGCUAUUGGUCAUGACAUGAGAGAGCAGGAACACGGGGUUAACCCAGAAGAGAUGAUAAAUGGAUGGGGAAAUAAUAUGCAAAGAGAUGAGAAGGAACCAUCUGAAGAUUUUUUGAAUGAUGAAGAGACUGAGAAUGGAUCCACAGACAUGCAGGAUGGCUGGCGUGAAGUUGGGGAGUUUGAUUUGAACACGCGUUAAACAUUAGAGGUCUUGGCGAAUAGUACUAGAUCAUGGACAGAAAGUCUGUUUAUAAACUGGAGAGCCCAUUACAUGGAAAGUGAAUUGGCCGAGGCCUGUCUUUGAUUAGUUGUGUAUUUCGUGCAGCAUGAAAUUGGGGAAAAUGCUUCCUGUUGAAAUUAAAAUCACAAAUAGAAGAAAAGAUCAUUGAAGCCACGUACUGCAGUUACUACGGGAGAUGGAUAGCUUUUAUAUUAGCGGGGUUGCUCUUGCAACUGUCAGAGAGCAGCACGUGGGUACAAGAGGUUCUCCUUUGAGAGAUUCAAGUUUUUAUAUUUUGAUCAUUUCUUACUGUUCUGUAUAUUGGUUAAGCGUACGAAUUUACUUGUACACUGCUAUUGAAAUCUGGAAUUGUGUGGCCUUGAGUCAGAAGAAUCAGAGGCUUGUAGUCCCUCCAAGCAUGAAGAAUGUUUAUUAUUAUGGGUAAUGUUAGAGAGAACAUCUUUUUUGUACCACAAUUGUAUACCAUCUUUUUUGUGCUUUAAAUGAUUUGGCAUGCCACAUCAGAUGGUAUGCAAUUGUGGUACAAAAAAAUUGGUCUCCCUAGCAUUACCUUCUAUUAUUAUUGACUUUAAAAAAA